Messenger RNA from Castor canadensis (American beaver), 3638 nucleotides. It is a transcript of the gene Slf1, whose product is annotated as SMC5-SMC6 complex localization factor 1. Gene Ontology annotation, cellular component: nucleus; site of double-strand break. Gene Ontology annotation, biological process: DNA damage response; positive regulation of double-strand break repair; protein localization to site of double-strand break. Gene Ontology annotation, molecular function: protein binding. Lineage: Eukaryota; Metazoa; Chordata; Mammalia; Rodentia; Castoridae. The record is from RefSeq and is a predicted model, not a curated record.
AAAUUAUUUCCCAGAGCCCGGAUUAGUGUGAAGCAGUGAGUACUGCAGCGGCUGCCGUCGCCCCUCCGCCGCCGCCACCCGAGGCAAGCAGCCCAGACACUCCGGCCGGGAAGAUGGAAGGUGGUGCCCCAAAGCAUAUCAUCCAAAUGACAGGAUUUAAGAUGGAAGAAAAGGAAGCUCUAGGCAAAUUACUUUUAAAACUAGAUUGCACUUUUAUUAAGAGUGAGAAAUACAAAAAUUGCACACAUCUUAUAGCUGAACGCCUGUGUAAGAGUGAGAAAUUUUUAGCAGCUUGUGCAGCAGGAAAGUGGGUACUAACUAAAGACUACAUAAUUCAUAGUGCCAAAAGUGGCAGAUGGCUUGAUGAAACAACUUAUGAAUGGGGAUAUAAAAUUGAAAAAGACUCCCAUUAUUCACCUCAAAUGCAGUCUGCACCUAAAAGAUGGCGUGAAGAGCUGAAACGCACUGGUGCUCCAGGAGCCUUCCACAGAUGGAAAGUUGUCCUCCUUGUUAGAGCUGAUAAACGCAGUGAUUCUCUUGUAAGGGUUUUGGAGGCUGGAAAGGCAAAUGUGAUUUUACCAAAAAGUUCACCAAGUGAAAUAACUCAUGUGAUUGCCAGUAACGCAAGAAUCAAUGCUGAGAAGGAAAAAGAUAACAUUAAAGCUCCGUUUUAUCCAAUUCAGUAUCUUGGGGAUUUUCUUUUAGAGAAAGAAAUUCAGAAUGACGAAGAUUCCCAAACUAAUUCUGUUUGGACUAAGCAUAGCAAUCAAGAAAAAAACAAAGAUUUUGGGAGAGAUAUGGGAUUUCUUGAAAUAAAAGGUGCUUUACGAGAGACCAUGUGUAGAACUCAGAAAGAAAUGCAAAAUCAUGAGGAAGAUGUUUGUGGUAGUUCUGUUUUGAGUGAACAUCACGAAAAAGUAAAAUUCAGAGACUCCAGUAAAGAUCUGAAAUUUGUCAAAAUGAGAAAUACCUUCAGAAGACAUACAUACGGAAAUCAGAAAGAAACUAAGAAAAAAGAUGAAGAUAUUCAAAGGAGCUAUACUUUGAGGAGAAAACGCAAAAAAGAAAGUGAUUGCAGGAAUGACAUUGAACAUGACACAAUUAAAAGUACCUUAAGAAACCACAUAUAUUAUAGAGAUCAGAAAGAAAUGAAGCAUUCUGUUUUUGCUGAUUAUUCCAAAGAAUCAAAAACCAAGGAUAUCAGGACAGAUGUGGAUAUCACUGAAAUAAAAAAUGCCUUAAGGAAGCACAUAUAUAGAGCUCAGGCUAUCAGAUACAACUGCAUUAGAAUAGAUAAACAACCAGUAUACAAUGUAGAGAUUAAAAAUGCUGAAUUUCCCAGAGGUGUGUCAAAUUUAAUUGAAAGCCUCAUAGAAGGACAGUUUUUUAAAGAAGCCAUUGAGGAACUUUCUUCUUUGCAAGCACAUUAUAUCCCUCCUGUAUGCCUUCUUCAUGCUCUUCUAGAGAACGUUUUGCAGGAUAACAUAGAUACGUUUUCUGGUCGAUACUUUCAUGUAUUGUCAGCUCUUCUUCACCUGCACCCUCCUUGGAAGUCGCCAGCCAUGUCGAGAUACUACUUAGAGUUGUUUCAGUGUCCGACGUGUCUCAGAGGAGCCUGGUCUCUAGUGGAAGUACUUAUCAGGUCUUGCCUCUUCAAUGAAAGUUUUUGUCAUCAAAUUUCAGAGAAUAUUAUUGGCUCUAAGGUGCUCCACCUUACACUGCUCAAAUUUUUCUUUAAUUUAGUUGAGAGUGAAGUACGGCAUUUGAGUCAAAAGUUGUAUGACUGGUCGGAGUCUCAGAGUUUGAAAAUAACAGGGAAGGCAGUUCUUCUUGAAAUCUUUUGGUCAGGAAGUGAGACCUCAGGGCUUUUGACCAAACCAGUAAAUAUGCUUUUGGAAUGGACUAUCUAUUCUCACAAGGAAAAAUGCAAGUCUAAUGAUGUCUUCAAACAUGAACUCGCUUAUUUGCUGACUGGAAUUCUUGGAGCGGCAGUAGAUUAUUGGGUCUUUCUUGGUCUGAAGAUGGGCAGAAAUGUGAUGCGACACAUGUCUGAUGACUUAGGAAGUUACAUUUCCCUUUCAUGUGAUGACUUUUCUUCACAUGAAUUAGAAAUCUUCAUUUGCUCCUUUUCCUCUUCCUGGCUUCAAAUGUUUGUUGCAGAAGCAGUCUUUAAAAAAUUGUGUUUACAGAGCUCUAUCAGUAUUUCUUCUGAGCCACUCUCUCUUCAGAAAAUGGUAUAUUCCUAUUUGCCAGCUUUGGGAAAAACUGGUGUGUGUGGGGCUGGACAGUUGCAGAUAUCAAAGAAAAUAGGACAGCGGCCUUGCCUUGAAUCUCAGAGAGCCUUACUAAUGCUGAAUGGUGCUAAGCAGAAACAAGUUGAAGGGCUGCCAGAACUAUCAGAACUGAACCUCGCUAAAUGUUCCUCAUUAAAAAAAUUGAAAAAGAAGUCAGAUGGAGAAUUGUCAUGUUCCAAGGAGAAUUGUCCCUCUUUAUUCGCAAAGAUGAAUUUUCGCAAGACUAAUCUAAAAGGAGAAACAGUCCUGCAUAGAGCUUGCAUAAAUAACCAAGUGGAGAAAUUGAUUCUUCUUCUCUCUUUGCCAGGAAUAGACAUCAAUGUUAAAGACAAUGCUGGCUGGACGCCUUUGCAUGAAGCCUGUAACUAUGGCAACACAGUGUGUGUCCAGGAAAUUUUGCAGCGUUGUCCAGAGGUAGAUCUGCUCACUCAUGUGGACGGAGUGACUCCUUUGCAUGACGCACUGUCAAACGGACACGUAGAAAUUGGCAAGCUGCUACUACAGCAUGGGGGCCCAGUGCUUUUACAGCAGAGGAACUCUAAGGGCGAGUUGCCCUUGGAUUAUGUGAUAUCACCUCAAGUCAAGGAAGAACUAUUUGCUAUUACAAAAAUAGAAGAUACAGUAGAGAACUUUCAUGCUCAAGCAGAGAAACAUUUUUAUCACCAGCAACUUGAAUUUGGUUCAUUUUUACUUAGUAGGAUAUUGCUAAAUUUUUGUUCAAUUUUUGAUUUAUCUUCAGAGUUCAUCUUAGCUUUCAAAGGGUUAACUCAUCUAAAUGAGCUGCUUAUGGCUUGUAAAAGUUAUAAAGAAACCACUACUGCUCAUUCUGAUUGGUUAUUGGAUCUUUAUGCUAGAAAUAUAAAGACAUUACAGAAACUCCCAAGUAUUCUUAAGGAACUGCCUGAAAAUUUGAAAGUGUGUCCCGGAGUACAUACUGAGGCCUUAUUAGUGACAUUGGAAAUGAUGUGUCGGUCAGUCACAGAGUUUUCAUGAUAAUGCCAAAAGGCAUGAAUCAUUUUUUUAAACAUGAUCAACUUGCUUUGUCAUUUAAUAUAGACUUCAUAGCUUAUUGACAAGUAGUAAUUUGAUUUAUUUAUUGAUUAUUUUGUAGCCUUGCUAAAUUAUAAAAGCACUUAAAAAACUUACACAGAACUAAAGUAUGGGUUUCUUUUUCCAGCAUGUAGAAUUUGACUCAGAAGUUUUAAAAAAAAAAGGGGAGGGAGGUUGGUUAUAAAGUGCUUUCAUUAAUCUUUAAAAUUUUUGUUCUGAAAUGAUACUAUUUAUUUAUAUUGUUUAUGUAAAAAUUAGUUUAAAAAUUUUUUUCAAAUCAAAAUGUAGUGGCCU